UGUAUCUGUGUGCUGACGUGACAUUGGCGGUGGCUUGCGGCCACGCAAAACAAAAGGAAUUCGGCCGUAAUACAUCAACGAGGCGUAGCUAGUCAGUCCUUCUCAAAUUUCUGCCAAUAUCUAGGCGUAAUUUGGUUUUUGAAGUUUAUAUAUGACUUAUUUUGGAUUACUUUGUUCUAAAUUAUUGUUCGAUUUCAAAUACGUAAUGCUAUCAAUGGCAGUAGCAUGAAAAGGUGAGUAGCCGAUGCUACUAGCGCGUGCUAGGUUUAAUGCUAGUUACCAUGUUAGCUAGCUAACGCAAUGCUCGCCUUGUUAACAUAUAUUUGCUACAUUAAUACACGUUGUAAUGCCCGGUAUAGUUAUCAGUUGUUAGUUACCCCUUCUGCUCUAACGUUAGUUUAAUGAAUAUCUCGUGUUGUUGCUAAUUAGCGUUAGCUGGCUAGCUAAGCCAUGUAGUUAGCCAACUAGUAACGUCAUGUCAACAACGCAGAGCUCGCGCACCGCCGUGUAGUUUACUAUCAACAUUAGGGGAAAGUCUCUGAAGAAGCUAUGUACUGUAGCUCGCUAAAAGAAUGACUUUACAUGUAACUAGUUAGCGAACUAACGUUAGUCAACAGUUAACGUCACUUGACUAAGAUGACGUUACAAAAUGGAUAAGAAUUGUGCUUGUACUAACCAGCUGUGGGCUAAAGAGGAGGGGUACCAAUCACACGUCAUGUCACAUGAUGAUGUUUGAUUAAUAUGAUAGUGGUAUUGAUCACAGUUCCUCCUUGUUCAGGCUUGGAUUGAAAGCACAACUCUGUCUCAGAGCUGUAGGGCCCUUGGGGCCCCAGUAGAGGAUGCACCGUGGUGUGGACAGGGACUUCCAGACUUCAGCGCGGAGGAUGGGUACAUCCUUGCUGUUCCAGUUGUCUGUCCAUGAGCGUGAACUGGACUUGGUGUUCCUGGACCACAGCUAUGCCAAGCCAUGGAAUGCCCACCCGGACGCCAGCAGUGCCCGGCCCACGCGCAUGCUGUUCGUCACACCCCGUCGCCAACCUGAUGCCGCUCCGUGAGUGUCAAACUUCAUUAUCCUCACCAAUGACUCAUUGCACAAACAAUUGUAACAAUUUUAAAACGUCUGUCUGUCUCAGAACAAAUUGUAUUUUGUAGCUUUAUCACGACAAUAAUAAAGUUACAGCUAAAACUGCAUGACAGCAUUUACUGAAGUAUGCUUGGGUUCUUUUGCAGGGAAUCAGACCUGUCAAUAGAUGUGGAAUCUGUCACGCCUACACCUAUUCCACUCUAUGACAAUCAGAAAGCACGCAGUGUUAUGAAGGAGUGUGAGCGACAUGUUUUAUUUGCUCGCACAGUUGCCGAUGGUCCCCCACCCCCUGAUGACUGGGAGGAACACAUCAACAAGUGAGUGGCCUCCACCCGACCUCCCUUUGAAUAACCCUAUUGAGGUUUUAAAAAUAUAUCUAUUUUCCGGAAGGACUUAUGUGUUGCAAAUGCCUUGUUUGCUCAGCUCUUGUGUACACUGUCUUUGUCUCAAUCUCCAUUGCAAAUAGUGAUAAUCGUCAGACUUCAUUACUGAUAUACACUGCUUGUAUUACAGGGCUGGAUGGUCGGUCACUCAAAACAAGUUGUUUAAUAAGGUGCUGAAGGCUCUGCAAGCUGAAAGACUGGCCCGGCUGGCCAAUGAAAACGUGAGUUCAUAUGCACCACCUAAAUGCUUUUGUAUGUGGUGUUGAUUCAGUUUCAAUGACUAUCAAAGUUCCUGUACCUCUUGUCUUACCAUCCCUUCCUCUGACUCAUAGGCCUCCAAUGAGCCAGUAUUGCGCAGGAUUGCUGUAGACAAGUGUGCCCGAAAGGUCCGCCAUGCACUGGCCAGUGUCAACUGGGACACCAAAUUGACCCAGUGGCUACACAGCACCCUGAUAGAAUCCCUCAGUCUGGCCAUGCUGGCCGCUUACCUAGACGUACUGCAGACACUCAAGAGCAAGGUACUCCUCUCUCGCUGUCUGUCUCUUUCUCUCUCUCAAAAUGUGUUUACAAAUUAUUUGAUGUUGUGACACAUGCAUUCUUAUAUAGAGGGAUACAUUAUAUCACUGACAAUCAUCAAAUCAAGCUUUAUUUAUACAGCACAUUUCAGACAUGGAAUUCAACACAAUGUGCUUAACAGGAAAAAAACAAUAAAUGAAUACUGAAAUAUUUACUACACAAGAAACAUAAGAGGAUAAAAAACUAAAGAAUAACAAUAAAAACGGAACAACUAAAAAGCACCCUAAGGAAAAGCAAAGCUAAAAAUGUGUGUUUUUAAGAUCUCUUAAAAAUGUCCACAGUUUCUGCCCCCCUCAGGUUCUCUGGCAGGCUAUUCCAGAGGCUGGGGUCAUAGUAACUAAAGGCUGCCUCUUGGUCCUAGGCUUUGGAAUAGUUAAAAGGCCAGUGCCAGAGGACCUGAGGGACCUACUGGGUAAUUAACUUAAAAGCAUGUCUGACAUGUAUUGGGGUGCACAAUUGUGGAUUGAUUUAAAAACCAAUAGAAUAAUCUUAAAAUUAAUUCUAAAACUCACAGGAAGCCAGUGCAGAGACCUUAAAACCGGUGUAAUGUGUGCUCUCCGUCUGGUCUUGGUCAGUACCUGUGCUGCAUCAUUCUGAAUGUUUUGCAGUUGACCAAUGGCUUUCUUGGGUAGACCAGAAAGGAGAUCAUUACAGUAGUCAAGCCUGCUUGUAAUAAAAGCAUGGAUGAGUCUCUCUGUAUCAGCCUGAGAGAGAAAUCGUCCUCAGGUGGUAAAAAACUAUUUUGGUCACAUUCCUAAUGUGUGAUUCGAAAUUGAGUUCAGAAUCUAAAAUAAGAGGUUUUUUACCUGGUGUUUUAUCUUUAUUGCCUGUGAAUUAAAAUGUGCGGCCAGAUUCUCUCUGUGCUUUGGCUCCAACAAUAAGUACCUCAGUCUUUUCUUGAUUUAGCUGGAGGAAGUUGUUAGCCAUCCAAGUAUUUCAAUCAUUAAUACAGUCUAAUAAAUUACUCCAACACCAUCAUUAAGUUUUCCGACGACGAUGAGACAGCCUAUAGGGAGGAGGUCAGAGACCUGGUCGUGUGGUGCCAGGAUAACAACCUCUCCCUCAACGUGGUCAAGACAAAGGAGAUGAUUGUGGACUACAGGGGGAAAAAAGAGGACUGAGCACGCCCCCAUUCUCAUCGACAGGGCUGUAGUGGAACAGGUUGAGAGCUUCAAGUUCCUUGGUGUCCACAUCACCAACAAACUAUCAUGGUCCAAACACACCAAGACAGUCGUGAAGAGGGCACGACAAAGCCUAUUCCCCCUCAGGAGACUGAACACAUUUGGCAUGGGUCCUCAGAUCCUCAAAGAGUUCUACAGCUGCACCAUCGAGAGCAACCUGACUGGUUGCAUCACCGCCUGGUAUGGCAACUGCUCGGCCUCCGACCGCAAGGCACUACAGAGGGUAGUGCAUACGGCCCAGUACAUCAUUGGGGCCAAGCUUCCUGCCAUCCAGGACCUCUAUACCAGGCGGUAUCAGAGGAAGGCACUAAAAAUGGUCAAAGAUUCCAGCCACCCUAGUCACCCGGCGCACAGGUCCAAAAGGCUUCUUAACAGCUUGUACCCCCAAGCCAUAAGACUUCUGAACAGCUAAUCAUGGCUACCCGGACUAUUUGCAUUUGAUUUAUCCGUGGAGCUAAAAUCCUCUGGUGACACAGAUGUAAAGUUGUAUAUCGUCUGCAUAGCAGUGAAAACCAAUGCUGUGCUUUCUGAUAACGCUGCCAAGGGGUAACAUAUAUAAACUGAACAGUACCGGACCCAAAAUCGAACCUUGUUUCACGCCAUGUGAUAACUCAGAGAAAAUGCAUAUGUUCACCAAGGGUUACAAUAACUCUUGCCCGUGUAAGUAGGUCUUUAGAACUGGACUGGUUAGGCUAACCCACCUCUCCAGAAGGACAUCAUGGUCAAUAGUGUUGAAUGCAGCACUUAAAUAUGUCUGUGUCAACCAGGGAAAAUAAAUCCAUAAUGCCUUUGCGUGGGAGGCUAGGGCACAUAUUAUCAAACUUUUCAUCAGGUCUUGCUUGACUGAUACCCAGCCUAAUGUUUGUUAUCUUACCUCUGAAAUAUGCCGCAAACUCAUCACAUUUAGAUGUGGAGGGAAGUUCAUAUAGGUUUGCGGGGGUAGGAUUUAUCAGGCCAUUAAUGGUCGAGAAGAGCACUCUCAAAUUAUUCUGAUUAUUAGUGAUCAGGUUAGAAAAAUGAGCCCGUCCGGCAUUACUAAUUGCCUUGAUAUAUAUGCCAAGUUGCUCUCUCAGACUAUCAUAAUGGACCUGCAACUUUGACUUUCUCCACUUCUGCUCUGCCUUUCUGUAAUUUCUUAAAUGUAUUAGUUUACCUCACUCAUCCAAAGGGCUCUCCGUUUGGAUGUGGCUUUUUUCAACUUUACUGGAGCUGUGGCAUCAAUGGUUGCCCUUAAUUUGCUAUUAAAGUGAUCAACUAAAUCAACACAAGGAAGGCAGAAUAGGUGGAGUAUUGGUCAUGCACUUAAUAAAUCUGUAGCAACUUCAGAGGUAUGAUAGUGUUUCUUAAUAAUGCGUUCAGUAUUACCCUGUGCUAUGGGCAACAAAUUAGUAAAAAAUACACAGUGGUGAUCAGAUAAAGAAACAUCAACUAUAGAGGAUAUGUCAAUAGAAAGCCCCUUGGUAAUAAUCAGGUCCAGAGUAUGGCCUCCCGAGUGGCGCAGUGGUCUAAGGCACUGCAUCUCAGUGCUUGAGGCGUCACUACAGACCCCCUGGUUCGAUUCCAGGCUGUAUCACAACUGGCCGUGAUUGGGAGUCCCAUAGGGCGGCGCACAAUUGGCCCAGCGUCGUCCGGGUUUGGCCGGUGUAGGCCGUCAUUGUAAAUAAGAAUUUGUUCUUAACUGAUUGCCUAGUUAAAUAAAGGUUAAAUAAAAAAAAAUGGCCAGGAUGACUCACCAUCUCUAUCUGUACAGUUGCCCUCGCUGAUUGACAGGAUGCUGAUGACUUCAUCAGUGAAGACUGGAGCAGCCGGUGCAGAGGCCCUCUCUCUGCUCCUGAAGAGGCCCUGGGACCCUGCUGUGGGCGUUCUGUCUCACAACAAACCGGUACGUCUCUAAUGCUAAUCCCUGUCUGUGGUACUGGGAGCAAUCAGAAUUCACUGCAGUCAGAAUGAAUAAGACAAUGGAAACAGGCACACAUUCCAAAUGGUAGUAGGGAUGAAAUUGAUAGUUGUGGCAGUAAGCACUUAGUAGUUUAAUCUUUAUACUGUUUUAUAUGCCUAACAAUUACUUUGGCCAUUCUUAAAGGAUAAGUUUUAUUUUUUACAACCAAAUCUCUAUUUGUGAUGUAAAUGGAAUGUUAUAGAACGGUCCAGACAAUUUUUUUUGUGAUUUCACUUGUUUUUGAGAAACUUACCCCAAACAGCAAAUCACUCCCUCGUCCUUGUUGUGCAGUAUGGGUCCCCUGAAAAAGAACAUGAAAAAAGGCUAUUAAAAAAAGACAUCCUUUCAGAAACAGGUCUUUAGCUGUUGUACACAUGAAAUUGUCAUUCAGAACUUUAUCUGUAAUUUGAUAUACCAUUUUGUGCGACUCAAGCUCUUUUCCCAACGCAGCUGUGCAGGCCGGGUGUGUUCGUGUAGUAUACGGUACAUCUAAAGACCUGCAUCACUAUAUUGAGAGCGUUUCUAAAAGACGUAUUUGGGUGUUUUUGGAGCCUUUGUUCAUGUUUUUUCAGGGCCCCAAUACUACACAACGAGGAUGAGGAAGUGAUUUGCUAUUUGGGGUAUGUUUCUCAAAAACAAGUGAAAUCACAAAGGUGUCUGGACCCUUCUAUAACAUGCCAUUUACAUGGUUGUACAAAUUAAAGUAAACAAAUUCUACUUGAAUGCUUCUGUAUUGACUUGGGAUCCUUUGAUUGCAUUUCCUAUUGAUUUGAUAAUGACUGGAUGCCUAUUUAUGUAUUUGUUUGUAUUGCAGAGCAAGCUUCCUGGCUCCCCACUCAUCUUAAUUGCACCAUCAGGGCCCACCAAUCCUGCUCUUUCUACCUCGCGCCGAAUUAGAUUUUGGCAGUCACAGCUCUCCUGCUUGGGAAAGGUUUGUAUCUAUUCAUUCUCAAGUGUGACUGUGCAUCACUACGUUUUAUACACGUCAAAUAGGUAUAAACCAACAUGUGUGUCUGUCUCAGGUAAUCCCGGUAAAUACCCAUGUAAACAGUGGAGCCAAUGUGGGCAUCACUCAGUGUCUGGAGCACAUGUUGGGCACUGUCAGGGCCAAAGUCAUGGAGGUAAGGCUGUUAUAUGAACCUGAAGUUGUGUAGCCAGAUACAGUGAGGGGAAAAAAGUAUUUGAUCCCCUGCUGAUUUUGUACGUUUGCCCACUGACAAAGACAUGAUCAGUCUAUAAUUUUAAUGGUAGGUUUAUUUGAACAGUGAGAGACAGAAUAACAACAAAAAAAUCCAGAAAACACAUGUCCAAAAUGUUAUACAUUUAUUUGCAUUUUAAUGAGGGAAAUAAGUAUUUGACCCCUCUGCAAAACAUUACUUAGUACUUGGUGGCAAAACCCUUGUUGGCAAUCACAGAGGUCAGACGUUUCUUGUAGCUGGCCACCAGGUUUGCACACAUCUCUGGAGGGAUUUUGUCCCACUCCUCUUUGCAGAUCUUCUCCAAGUCAUUAAGGUUUCGAGGCUGACAUUUGGCAACUCGAACCUUCAGCUCCCUCCACAGUUUUUCUAUGGGAUUAAGGUCUGGAGACUGGCUAGGCCACUCCAGGACCUUAAUGUGCUUCUUCUUGAGCCACUCCUUUGUUGCCUUGGCCGUGUGUUUUGGGUCAUUGUCAUGCUAGAAUACCCAUCCACAACCCAUUUUCAAUGCCCUGGCUGUGGGAAGGAGGUUCUCACCCAAGAUUUGAUGGUACAUGGCCCUGUCCAUCGUCCCUUUGAUGCGGUGAAGUUGUCCUGUCCCCUUAGCAGAAAAACACCCCCAAAGCAUAAUGUUUCCACCUCCAUGUUUGACGGUGGGGAUGGUGUUCUUGGGGUCAUAGGCAGCAUUCCUCCUCCUCCAAACACGGCGAGUUGAGUUGAUGCCAAAGAGCUCAAUUUUGGUCUCAUCUGACCACAACACUUUCACCCAGUUCUCCUCUGAAUCAUUCAGAUGUUCAUUGGCAAACUUCAGACGGGCCUGUAUAUGUGCUUUCUUGAGCAGGAGGACCUUGCGGGUGCUGCAGGAUUUCAGUCCUUCACGGUGUAGUGUGUUACCAAUUGUUUUCUUGGUGACUAUGGUCCCAGCUGCCUUGAGAUCAUUGACAAGAUCCUCCCGUGUAGUUCUGGGCUGAUUUCUCACCGUUCUCAUGAUCAUUGCAACUCCACGAGGUGAGAUCUUGCAUGGAGCCCCAGGCCGAGGGAGAUUGACAGUUCUUUUGUGUUUCUUCCAUUUGCGAAUAAUCGCACCAACUGUUGUCACCUUCUCACCAAGCUGCUUGGCGAUGGUCUUGUAGCCCAUUCCAGCCUUGUGUAGGUCUACAAUCUUGUCCCUGACAUCCUUGGAGAGCUCUUUGGUCUUGGCCAUGGUGGAGAGUUUGGAAUCUGAUUGAUUGAUUGCUUCUGUGGACAGGUGUCUUUUAUACAGGUAACAAGCUGAGAUUAGGAGCACUCCCUUUAAGAGUGUGCUCCUAAUCUCAGCUCGUUACCUGUAUAAAAGACACCUGGGAGCCAGAAAUCUUUCUGAUUGAGAGGGGGUCAAAUACUUAUUUCCCUCAUUAAAAUGCAAAUCAAUUUAUAACAUUUUUGACAUGUGUUUUUCUGGAUUUUGUUGUUGUUAUUCUGUCACUCACUGUUCAAAUAAACCUACCAUUAAAAUUAUAGACUGAUCAUUUCUUUGUCAGGGGAUCAAAUACUUUUUUCCCUCACUGUAUCUGUUCCUAAUGGACUAGGUCAGUGGUAUUCAAACUUUUUCAGCAGGGACCACAUUUUUUCCCCCCCAAAGAAUUUCUCACGACCCCACACCACCCCAACUCAAAUUACCCAACUGUACAAUUUAUUGCAUUUUCAUCUCUUAUGAAAAUAAACCAAUAAAUACAUUUACUCAAUACAAUUAUUUUUCAAAUCAUCUUUCUGAAAACCUUUGUGUAUUGUCCUGUACAAUAAUCUGCAUUCGGGAAGAAAGAAAAUUGUUGGGGCGACCACACUGCAUUUCCCCUGUCUUUGAAUUCCACUGGACUAGAUUGUUGCUGCUAUUUCAGAUGGUUCUUUGAAAGUUAUGUGCCAUGCUGUCUAUUUGUCUAUUUAUUUGCCGUUCAAUGUAUUUAUGCACCAGGUCCACAGUCACUUCCCUCACAAACCCAUUAUCCUGGUUGGCUGGAAUGUGGGAGCGCUCAUCGCCUGUCAUGUAAGGCUGCUGUAUGACUGCUGUCUGUCUACUACAUGGUAUCAACAUUUUUUAAGAGUGUUCUCUGGGAUGCUCAGAAAGUUAUACAGUGCCUUCAGAAACUAUUCACACCCCUUGACUUUUUCCAUAUUUUUGUUGUUACAAAGUGUGAUUUAAAAUGGAUUUAAUUGUCUAUUUUUGUUUUUUUUUAAUCAUGAAAAAUAAUACACUAAUAUACUGUAUCUUGAUUAGAUAAGUAUUUAACCCCCUGAGUCAAUACAUGUUAGAAUCACCUUUGUCAGCGACUACAGCUGUGUGUCUUUAUGGGUAAGUCUCUAUAGCCUUCCACACCUGGAUUGUGCAACAUUUACCAAUUUAUUCUUAAAGAAAUUCUUCAAGCGCUGUCAAGUUGGUUGUUGAUCAUUGCUAGACAACAAUUUUCAGGUCUUGCCAUAGAUUUUCAAGCUGAUUUAAGUCAAAACUGUAACUCAGCAAUUCAGGAACAUUCACUGUCUUCCCGGUAAGCAACUUGUGUAGAUUUGGCCUUGUGUUUUAGGUUAUUGUCCUGCUGAUAGGUGAAUUCAUCUCCCAGUGUCUGGUGGAAAGCCAACUGAACAAGGUUUUCCUCUAGGAUUUUGCCUGUGCUUAGCUCCAUUCAGUAAAUUUUUUUAUCCUGAAAAACUCCCCAGUCCUUAAUGAUUACAAGCAUACCCAUAACAUGAUGCAGCCACCACUAUGCUUGAUAAUAUGGAGAGUAGUACUCAGUAAUGUUGUAUUGGAUUUACCCCAAACAUAGCACUUUGUAUUCAGGACAAAAAGUUAAUAAAUUGUUUUGCCACAUUUUUUGCAGUAUUUAGUGCGUUGUUGCAAACAGGAUGCAUGUUUUGAAAUAUUUGUUCUCUACAGGUUUCCAUCUUUUCACUCUGUCAAUUAGCUUAAUAUUGUGGAGUAACUACAAUGUUGUUGAUCCAUCCUCCGUUUUCUCCUUUCACAGCCAUUAAACUCUGUAACUGUUUUAAAGUAACUAUUGGCCUCAUGGCGAAAUCCCUGAGCGGUUUCAUUCCUCUCCGGCCACUGAGGAAGGACGCCAUGCUCAAAGGGAUAUUCAAUGUAUUUUAUUUAUUUUUUACACAUCUACCAAUAGGUGCCCUUCAUUGCAAGUUAUUGGAAGACCUCCCUGGUCUUUGUGUUUGAAAUUCACUGCUCGACUGAGGGGCCUAACAGAUAAUUGUAUGUGUAGGGGUACAGAGAUGAGCUAUUCAUAAAAAAAUCACGUUGAACACUAUUAUUGCACAGUGAGUCCAUUCAACUUAUUAUGUGACUUGUUAGGCAAAUGUUUACUCCUGAACUUAUUUAGGCUUGCCAUAACAGCGUGGUUGAAUACUUAUUGACGCAAGACAUUUCAGCUUUUCAUUUGUAAUUAAUUUGUAAAAUUAAAUUAAAAAAAACAUAAUUCCACUGACAUUAUGGGGUAUUGUGUGUAGGCCGGUGACAAAAAUUGGGCUGUAACACAACAAAAUGUGGAAAAAGUCAAGGUGUGAAUACUUUCUGAACAUCUGCUGGUUAUUGAAAACAAUCAUUGUGGAAUCUGAACUCUGAUCUGUGUUGUGAUUGGUGGAUGUGAUGUUGGUGCACUGCACAUAUUGACGUGGUUGUCCUCUCCCAGGUCUCUCUCAUGGAAUACCUGACUGCUGUGGUGUGUCUUGGCUUUCCCCUGCUAACCAUCAAUGGACCAAGAGGGGUAAGGAAAUAAGCUAAAAUGUUUGUCUUGCAUUGUGGAGACAUUUAGAUAUGAUACUUCUACUCGUCUUACACAGAUCAACAUAAUUUUGCCACAGGUCUGUGGAUCUUAGAUGUGUAUUGACUGUUUUUGUGUUGUUGACUGGCAGGAUGUGGACGACCCCUUGCUAGACAUGAAGACACCAGUGCUGUUUGUGGUUGGUCAGAAUGCUCUGCAGUGUGGCACCGAGGCCAUGGAGGAGUUCCGAGAGAAACUCCGGGCCGACAACAGCAUGGUGGUGGUGGGGGGAGCCGACGACAACCUCAGGUGGGUUUUGCUCUAGGACUGGGAAUUGCCAGGAACCUCACGAAACAAUAUUAUCAUGAUACUUAGGUACCCAUAUGAUAUGUAAUGCAAUUCUAUGUGAAUCACGAUUUUUUGUUUUGCGAUUCCAUGUUCCAAACAUAUUGCUCACUAUAUGUAUUUUUAAGAUGGAAGGGUAGCAGCAGUUGAAAGCAUUCAGUCAUUGAAUGUUUUCUCGUGAAGACAAAAGGCCUGAAAUUGUCACUGCUCGCUGUCAUUUUCUGCAGUGCAAUUAAAUUGAAGAAUUUGAGGGCAUCAGUUUGUUUCUCAUUCCUGAUUUAAAUGGUUUUCUUCCGCAGAAUCAACUCCACAAAGAUGAAAUCAGAGGGACUGACACAGACCAUGGUGGAUCGAUGCAUUCAGGUUGGUCAAUGUCGCUCGUCUUGUAAAGGAGCCAUAGUGUGUUUAUUCAAACAAAUGUAGGUGAAGUCUAUGAAAACGUCAAAAGAUUUAAAGAAUUAAACCCUAGCCAUCAAACUCACAUGGAGUGUCAGUGAAAUGCUUUUCAUGCAGAUAUACGUCUGUCUCUCCUGUGUAGGAUGAGAUAGCAGACUUCCUGUCGGGGGUGCUGACACGGGCGGAGAGCCAUGGCCAUGGCUCAGGAGAGUUGAGGGACCUGGACACGGAGAAGAAGAAGAAGCCCAGACGGGAGCUGCCCUUUGACCUGGAAAGGGGUCGCCCCUCCUCCCCUGCCCUCAGAGUACCCAUCUCCCCCUCAGGCUCCGAGGUACGUCCUGCAUCAGCUCAGGCACGCUCCGGAAGACAUGCAAGGAAAUUCUAGGAAUAAUAUACAUUACUGAUCAUUUGAUUGGCUACGUUUUAUGGUUGUUUCCUCAGGACCUGUCCAGUGUGUGUAGCAGUCCCACCUCCAGCCCCAAGCCAAAGACGUCGGGACUGUCCCCAGCACAGAAGUCCAGUCUGAUCACUGCCACACAACUCCUCAAGACCCAUAUGCAGCGGUCUGGGACUGUGCUCACACACAAGCAGGCACAAGGUUUGUGUGCCAACUAGCAUGUACAAAAACAGACGCAGACACACACACCACAGCUCUCACAUUUGAAACAUUUGUUUGUGUGAGCUUGAUUUAAUGAGUCAUUUAACUCACUUGCCAAUGGGUUUUUCAAUAGCUCUGUGGGCUUGGGAAGAUGUGAAUGCGAUAUUGAAUGGUGAAAAUGGUUUACUUCGACAUUGAUCUUGUUAGGGCAGUCACGACAACACAAGGGCACAAUGGAACGUGACUAUCUUUUUAUCCCUUUUCUUCUCUCUUUCGACUAUCCUUCCACCUUUCUUUUCAAUUAAUUUCAGCCCAGUUUGCUGCUUUUAUGAAACAAAACAUGCUUGUGAGGAAAAAUCUUCCUCCUGGCACUCCCUCCUGUAUCUUUGGUAAGUAUGUCUUUCUCCUCUCUUUUCUCGUCUUUUCUGUCUGCAAUCUCCGUCUUACUGCCAGAUCAUUGAUGUACAUUGUUUACAGGGUCAUAUAAAAAUUUUAAGUGAGCAUUAUACAUACACUGAAAAAUAUAUAAACGCAACAUGCAACAAUUUCAAAGAUUUUACUGAGUUACAGUUCACAUAAGGAAAUCGGUCAAUUGAAAUAAAUUCAUUAGGCCCAAAUCUAUGGCUUUCACAUGACUGGGAAUACAGAUAUGCAUCCGUUUCCUUAAAAAAAAAAAGAGGGGCGUGGAUCAGAAAACCAGUCAGUAUCUGGUGUGACCACCAUUUGCCUCAUGCAGUGCGACACAUCUCCUUCGCAUAGAGUUGAUCAGGCUGUUGAUUGUGGCCUGAGGAAUGUUGUCCCACUCCUUUUCAAUGGCUUGCUGGAUAGUGGCGGGAACUGGAACACGCUGUCAUACACGUCGAUCCAGAGCAUCCCAAACAUGCUCAAUGGGUGACAUGUCUGGUGAGUAUGCAGGCCAUGGAAGAACUGGGACAUUAUCAGCUUCCAGGAAUUGUGUACAGAUCCUUGCGACAUGGGGCUGUGCAUUAUGCUGAAACAUGAUGUGAUGGCAGCGGGUGAAUGGCACGACAAUGGACCUCAGGAUCUCAUCACGGUAUCUCUGUGCAUUCAAAUUGCCAUCGAUAAAAUGCAAUUGUGUGUGUUGUCUGUAGCGUAUGCCUGCCCAUACCAUAACCCCACCACCAGCAUGGGGCACUCUGUUCACAACGUUGACAUUAGCAAACCGCUCGCCCACACAACGCAAUACACACUAUCUGCCCGGUACAGUUGAAACCGGGAUUCAUCCGUGAAGAGAACACUUUUCCAGGGUGCCAGUGGCCAUCGAGGGUGAGCAUUUGCCCACUGAAGUCGGUUACGACGCCGAACUGCAGUCAGGUCAAGACCCUGGUGAGGACGACGAGCACACAGAUGAGCUUCCUUGAGACGGUUUCUGACAAUGUGUAGAAAUUCUUCGGUUGUGCAAAUCCAGUUUCAUCAGCUGUCCGGGUGGCUGGUCUCAGACAAACCCACAGGUAAGAAGCCGGAUGUGGAGGUCCUGGGCUGGUGUGGUUACACGUGGUUGUGAGGCCGAUUGGACAUACUGCCAAAUUCUCUAAAAUGACGGAGGUGGCUUAUUCAUUCAAUUCUCUGGCAACAGCUCUGGUGGACAUUCCUGCAGUCAGCAUGCCAAUUGCACGCUCACUCAACUUGAGUCAUCUGUGGCAUUGUUGUGUAACACAACUGCACAUAGAGUGGCCUUUUAUUGUCUCCCGCACAAGGUGCCUCUGUGAAAUGAUCAUGCUGUUAAUCAGUUUCUUGAUAUGCCACAUCUAUCAGGUGGAUGGAUUAUCUUGGCAAAGUAGAAAUGCUAACAGGGAUGUAAAUUCGCGCACAUAAUUUGUGAGAAAUAUGCUUUUUGUGCAUAUGGACAAUUUCUGGGAUCAUUUAUUUCAGCUCAUGAAACAUGGGACCAACACUUUACAUGUUGCAUUUAUAUUUUUUGUUCAGUAUAGUUCAAUAUUCCACACUUGUAUACUUUGACAAGUGAAUUUGUGAUCAGGGUUGGAGUGGUCUGGUCUGUUUAUCCCAGUCAGUGAUGUGCUGUGUGUCUGUGUUUCAGUGCCUGUAUCCAGUGAGCAGACAGAGGGCCUGGAGAGAGACGAGCUGCGGGCCCAUCUGAAGAGGAGGCAGACUCCCAGCCCGACUCCCACCAAGGCCUCCAAGAGAGCCAAGAUUAAGGUGACCAUUCUGCAUGGAGAGACAGCAGGGGGCUCUGUCAGCUCUAUAGCACAGGAAGGUAACUGGCUCAGAUUUAACUAUGAGCAAUUUUCUGCACCUCUAAAUGAAUGAUCGAUUUAAAGAGAAAUUAGAAGUUGUUGCCAAAUGAAUUGAAAUAUGUGUGGGGCUUAUCUGAAUUUGUAUCAUAUUUUCUUAUUUCCACCAUUUCAAAACUCAUUAGCAACCAUUUUCAAUGUUAUAGUGUGGUGUUAUCCGAUCAGAUUUGGCUUAUUUUCUUCUUUGUCUGUGUUCUAAUGCAGGGGGUCCUUCUGGGAAGCCCCUGGCUGUGACUGUGGGACAGACUGUGUCUGGAGCCAAGGAACUCUCUGGACUCCUCACAUCCCAGCGGUAGGCCUGACACACACAAUGAUCUCCAACUCUCCAAACGAUCUCCCGUUGGGCAGUGCUGUGUGCUGCAAACAGAUUGCGUUUUGGACUCUGGUUGGAAGUUGUUGAAUAGAAGAAAAAAAACUGGGGUGGGUAGCUACCACAGCUCUGGUUAUGUGUGUUACUGCAGGUCUGGUAGUCUGACAGAGAUGUCUAGUGCCCUGAGCUCGGGGUCCAGCUCUUUCCACAACCUGCAGAGUUGCAUGGUGUCAGGGUCCUCCUCACCAGUCCAGGCGCAAGCUCCUGCCCAAGGUAUCUCCUACCUGCCUGCACGACUGUCCUAACUCGGCACAGCAGCAGAUCUCGCAGAUGACAGUCUAAACACUGAACUACAACCAAAAAUGUUGUACAGUAUAUUUUCACAGAUUUGUUAGUUGUAAUGCAGAGGAUCAGCAAAUCCAUCACACAUUUAAAAAGUAGGGAGUUCUGUUGUAUGUCCUGAUUUUAAGCACUUCAUGUGAACAACCAAUCUGAGCAAACAAAUGUUAUUGAUCACUUGUAGCGUUACUUCUGCGAAAUCUCUGGAAGCUUAACCGUUGGACUUUUCUACCAGAGGUUGUUUUGUCGACUGGACAAAUAGGGGUGGAUCUCAACUGUCAUCACCAGUAGUUGUUGUUGAGCCUCCAGUAUUGACUGUGUGUAAAUGUAUGCAGUGCUGAUUCAUUCUCGCUGUGUUUGUGUGCAGCACCUUCCGCCAGCAGUCUCCUCCAAGGCCUAAGUUUCAGUCUUCAGGAGAUCGUGACCAAAUCCCCUAGCCUGCCUACCACAACAGCUAGCAUGGGCAGCAUUCAGGUACACCCUGGCCUUCUCUCAUAAACCUGCAAAAAGUCUACUCUCAGUAAUGUGAGUUUGUCUGUGUGUGCUGACUCAUUGUCUGACUGACUCCACUUCUCCUCUCCCCCCCAGGCCUCCGGUGGGAAGCCCCAGGGUCAGGUCCUUAGCUCCAUAGGUACUGGCAGCAGCACUCUGCUCCGGGCAGUGCCUGUGGUUUCCACUGGAGGGCUGACCAAGACCACUGCCAUCCACCAGUUACUCGCCAAUGGCGGGCUGGCCAAGCUGGCGAGCAGCCUCCCCGGCCUGGCACACAUCUCCACCCAGAGUGCCGGUACGUCCCGAACUGCCAAACCACGGCGGCCACGCUGAAUGCCCAGGGUUCUCUUUAACCCCUUGAUUUUCGGAAAAGCUAGAAUAGCAGGACGGGCCCUAUCGCCAGGUCACCUUGGCCACACUACAGAUAGGUGACCGAGAUAUAGUGGCCAGCAUGAUCAAUAAUGUGUAUACAGAUAGUCAUCCAUGAGGAUCCUAGGUGUAUCUGAAAGGCCAGACUUGCAGCCGUGUAACAUCGUAGUGUACAGAUUUGUAUCAUAAGGGAUGAUGUGUAUUUGUACUAAUGUUCAUGUUUGGAAAGAGCCAUAAGGGAAAACAUCAAUGAAUACAUGAUCCAGAUGAAUGUGACAUUGGAAUUAGCAGUUUGAUGAAGUCAAGUUUAAUAGAUAUUGUUUAUGUAUCAAUGGAAGUCUACACAUGUCAAAUGUAAAUGUUCAAAAUGCUUACUUGAGAAUCAUUGAAUAUGUUCAUAUUUGCCUGACGUUUCCUUGAAUACAUGGAACUCUUUGAUACAAAAUUGAUGUCACAAUAAUUGUGAAUCGAGGGCCAAAAAUUAAUGGAAAUUCUUGCAUUUUGGCGUUUUGAAUAUCGACUAAAUGUCACAUGACAACGUCAAUGGCCCUGUUCAGACUGCAUUUGUUCACCAGAUCUGUCCACUCGAUAGAUGCCUUUUUAUGUUUGUUUCAUUUUGAUUGCUUGGUCUUCAUGUUACAACAUUUUGUAAAUCCAUUCAUUAAAUGACCUGCAACGAGCACGCAGCAGCCAUGAUUCCAGAUGCACACAAGGACCCAUGGACCCACUGGACUUUGUAGAGAGGAAGGAAUAUGAGGAGAAGCAGCAAUAAUAUUCACAUCCGGCAUACCACCUCUGUUUCUAUCAUUGCAAUAAAGACUGGAAAAUAACCCAUGUUUUCAUUCCUCUUUUUUGAUCAAGAAAUGGGUGUUGCUGUUGCGAUAUCCAAGUCGUCCACUCCUUCCCCAGGAUUGCUGUUGUCUUUGAUGGCUUCUUUUUUGUAAUUCUGUGCAAAAUUCAAACCUGGAUUAAUUAAUAAUCAUUUACGCUAAGAGUAAAACGGUACUCAUCUCUCUCUAGUAUCUACAUCUCCUGACAUGGACUAUUCUUACCAUUGAGAAAAGCAAGCCAGACAUGACAAUACAGGCAAAACACAAAAGAAGCCCUUGGGCACUGAGUUAUAUUUUUAGAACUAUUUAAUCUGAUUUAGAUGUUUUAUUUUUUUACUCAUUGGAUUAGCACACACUGCUGGACACCCGCUAUUCAGGAAUGUCAGUUGGAAUCUUGUCCGCUUUGCUGUGUCUGAGGGAAAAUGCUGUCUGAACUAGGCUUGACACCAAGCUCUAGUAUAAAUAUCUGAGUAGAUGUGUAACCCAUGCCAUCACUGUUUGUUGGCAGCAGGGCUCAGGGCCCCCACCAUUAUAACUGUGAUGCUGCGAGGACAGCCCAGCAGAAUGACUGCGCUGGGCCAGGCUGGGAGGGCACUGAUGCUGUCCAAUCCACCUGAUAUGAAGGUGGGUCUCCUCACAAGCAGCAAUAUUUUAACUUCUCCAUCACAUAUUUUCUAAAAUGAAGAUUUGUUUUCAAAUCAAUAUCCUCUAUUGCAGUGAUGAACCCAAAGACUGCAUCAUGUCAGAUGCCAGAUGUGAUACCGUCAUCCUGGAGGAGCGACUGGACGGGCUAUGAUCCAACUCCACAGAAAGGGAGUGUAGCCAUGUACCUCCUGCCCUUAUGUCUAUUCUCUCCCCAAUGCAACAGAUGAUCACUUAGCAAAGUGUUCCUUCCCCGUGGUUUGAGUUGACUUGUGUAGUGGACUAGUCUCCAUGCUGCAGGAAACUUCAUCAGCCAUAUGUAUGGUCACACUCAUUUCAGUUAAGAGUUGAAGUUGAGGGUAUAAAAUAUUGAAGGUAUUUUAUUUUUGUCACAAGGUCUCAGUUGACCCUUUUUUGUAACCCUCAGCAUCAUUGAAUAGGAUUACUCUGACUUAUAAGCAAUGGAUAAUGUAAAACAGCCAUAUGAUAGUUGUAUAUGUGUAGAGGAGAAAAUAUUGUAAUUAUGUUACCCGUUAUGUUUUCUUGAGCUUUUGGUCUUUAAAUUAAGCCUGUCUUUGGAGAACAUUGCUACAGGUGUUUUCUAUAUGCUUUGUUCUGUAACUUUGUUUGGAUCCAGUUAGGUCAAUGGAUUUCUAAUUUGACCAUCUCAUGGGAGGAAUUAUGCUAGGUGGAAUUUUACAGCUGAUAUUGUUUCAUGUUUAAUUAAAGCCUUUUGGCCUGGCAAGAUGUUUCAAAAGCCGAACCAUGGAAUUGAUUUCUCAAUUAAUGUUCAGAAAAAUAUUUUAUUUGGCGUGACAUUGAUCAUGUUUAUUUGUAGGUGGACGACUCCUGUGUUAAAAAUGUGAAUUUACAGAUCUACAUUUAUAAACAUUUUACUUUUAAAUGGAACAAGAGUGUGGUUCUCUCCAGG
This is a messenger RNA of Coregonus sp. 'balchen', 17624 nucleotides long. Lineage: Eukaryota; Metazoa; Chordata; Actinopteri; Salmoniformes; Salmonidae. The record is from the annotation of a GenBank genome assembly.